AUGGUUACCAAAAGUAAAUUGAAGAUGGCGCUUGCAGCCGAUAAGAAAGUCGAUUUUUCGAAAUUACAUCAGAAGAAACAAGCUAAGCUUGCGAGGAAGGGAAAGGCCGUGAAGGGAGACGAGAAGAGCUCGAAGAAGGGAAAAGUUGAGCAGGAAUGGGAAGAUGUUGAGGAAAAGAGUGGGGAUGAGGAGGAGGAAGAGGAGGAAGACGAUGAAGAAGGUGAUAGUGAUGAUGAUGAGGAGGAGGAAGAAGGAAAUGGUCCUACUGAGAUUGACUUCGCAGCAAUCGACGAAAGUGACAGUGAUUCUUCGGUUGGCGGGGAUGAGGACGAUGAAGAGGACGAUGACGAAGACGAUGAAGAUAUUCCUAUGUCCGAUCUCGAAGAUCUUGAUGACGAAGAAAGAGAAGAUAUGAUCCCUCAUCAACGUCUCACCAUAAACAACACAAUCGCUCUUACCGCAGCCCUCAAACGUAUCUCUCUUCCCAUCGCCACUCUCCCAUUCUCUGAGCAUCAAUCUAUUACCUCUGAUAAACCCACGGAAAUCGAAGAUGUCUCUGAUGACUUGAAACGCGAAUUGGCAUUUUAUUCACAAUCGCUUGAGGCCGUGAAGUCUGCGCGAUUGCUGUUGAAGGCGGAAGGUGUACCAUUUACUAGACCUACCGAUUUUUUCGCAGAGAUGGUCAAGGCCGACGAACAUAUGGAGAAGAUCAAGAGGAAGUUAAUCGAUGAAGCUGCUGGAAAGAAGGCAUCUGCAGACGCCAGGAAACAGAGAGAUUUGAAGAAGUUCGGAAAGCAAGUUCAAGUCGCUAAAUUACAAGAGAGAGAUAAAGAAAGAAAACAAACUUUGGAUAAAAUUAAGACUUUGAAGAGAAAACGUCAAGGCGCCGACAACGAAAAUACAAACGAAGCAGAUCUCUUCGAUGUAGCUCUUGAAGAAGAAACCAAAUCCACCGGAGGUCGAAAUGAUCGCAAGGGCGGGCCAAACAAGAGACAAAAGAAAGAUGAGAAGUUUGGACACGGUGGUAAGAAGAGGUUUAAGAAGAGUGGUGAUGCUAUGAGUAGUGGAGAUUUAAGUGGAUUCUCGGUCAAGAAGAUGAAGGGAGGUGGUGCCAAAGGUGGCGCAAAGUCUAGACCAGGAAAAGCGAGGAGAGCGGGUGGAAAGAGAUAG
This is a messenger RNA of Sclerotinia sclerotiorum 1980 UF-70, 1170 nucleotides long. RefSeq lists its product as hypothetical. The transcript is spliced from 3 exons. The record is from RefSeq and is a predicted model, not a curated record. Gene Ontology annotation, biological process: rRNA processing; ribosomal large subunit biogenesis. Gene Ontology annotation, cellular component: nuclear periphery; preribosome, large subunit precursor; nucleolus. Bases 1 to 1170 code for a protein of 389 amino acids. Lineage: Eukaryota; Fungi; Ascomycota; Leotiomycetes; Helotiales; Sclerotiniaceae.